CGCCGCAGCCGUGCCAUGCGGGUCCCGCUGCCCGCCCUGCUCGGCGGCUCGGCCGCCGCCCUCCUGCUGCUGCUGCUGCGAUGGCGGCGGCGGCGGGGGCUCUGGAGGAAGGUGGCGGAGGCGCAGCAGCGGCAGGAGCGCAGCCUGGUGCGGAUGGAGACGGCAGUGCAGCGCUUUCGGGAGCAGAAUCCUUCCGUGAACGUAGUCUCCAUCCUCUCUCUGCCUUUGCCGGAGCUGUCCAAGAAACUCCGUGAUGGCUCCCUCCCUCUGGACCAUGUCUUCUACUCCUACGUGGGCAAGGCCAUCCAAAUCACCACAGAAACCAACUGCAUCACGGAGUAUCUGCAGGAAAGCGAGAACCAGCUCCGGAAAGCGAAGCUGCAGGGAAGCAAAGGUUUGCUCUACGGGGUGCCAGUCAGCAUCAAAGACUCCAUCGACUGCCAGGGUCAUGAUUCCACGAUGGGUUUUAUAAAAUACCUCAACAAACCUGCAGCAGAGGACAGCGUGGUGGUGCAGGUGCUCAGGAGACAGGGGGCAAUUCCAUUUGUCAAAACCAAUGUUCCCCAGUCCCUCAUCAGCUAUGACUGCAAUAACUUAAUCUUUGGUCAGACGCGCAACCCUCUGCUCUACACCAGAACCCCUGGAGGCUCCUCUGGUGGAGAAGGGGCACUUAUAGGAGGUGGUGGGUCCAUCUUGGGCAUUGGGACGGAUGUAGGAGGGAGCCUGCGUUUUCCUGCUGCCUUCUGCGGGAUCUGUGCGCUCAAACCCACCGGGAACAGACUCAGUAAAAGAGGAGUACAGGCUGGAGUUGUUGGGCAGAAGGCAGUGGCUGCAGCAGUGGGGCCGAUGGCAAAAGAUGUGGAGAGCCUGGCUCUGUGCAUGCGGGCGCUCCUGUGCGAGGACAUGUUCAGCCUGGACAGCACAGUGCCACCCCUUCCCUUCAAUGAAGAGGUGUAUUCCAGCACACAGCCCCUCCGCAUAGGGUACUAUGAGACCGAUUUCUUCACCAUGCCGAGCCCUGCCAUGAGACGCGCCGUCCGGGAGACGAAGCAGCUCUUGGAGGAGGCCGGCCACACGCUGGUGCCCUUUGAACUCACAAAUGUGGACUACGUGAUCUUUAACUUCUGCGUCAGGGGAAUAUUUUCAGAUGGAGGCACCUCCUUUGUCGAGAAAUUCAAUGGGGAACUUGAGAAAGGCGGCUCGGCGAUGUUCUUCUGGUUGGCAAAGUCACCACAGUGGCUGAAAACUCUCCUCUCCUGGAUUGCCAAACCUUUCGUACCUCGAUUUUCAAGGAUCAUAGGAAAUACGAAAGCAAACACUGUGUCUGAUGUCUGGAGUCUACAUCAUGAAAUUGAGGACUUUUGCCACCAGUUCAUUGCCCAGUGGAAGAAGCUGAAUUUGGAUGUCAUGCUCUGUCCCAUGCUGGGCCCGGCCCUCCACAUCGGCUACCCUGGGAAGCUCUCAGUGGCAGUCAGCUACACCAUGCUCUACAAUGCCUUGGACUUCCCCGCUGGCGUGGUCCCUGUGACGACGGUGACGGAUGAGGAUGAGGAUGAGCUGAAGGACUACAAGGGCUACUAUCGGGAUUGGUGGGACCGGACCCUGGCAAAGGCUUUUGGUGGCAAUGUGGGGAUGCCCGUGGCCGUGCAGUGCGUGGCCUUGCCGUGGCAGGAGGAGCUGUGCCUGCGGUUCAUGAAGGAGGUGGAGACACUCGCUCUGAAGAAGAACAGUUUCGUCUGAGACCCACGGGCUCGCUUGGAGCAGGAUCCCAGCUGACAUCAGCGUGGGCCAUCCUUUGGUCUGACCCACAAGGACUCGUGUUCCCCUCAGUGAGGAUGUGGUGAUGGCUGGGAUUGCUCCUGUCUUUGGCGUGCAAGGGGAAGGCAAGAUGAGCUCGGCAGUGGUGGAGUUGUCCAGUCAUUGUCCUAAUACAGUCCUUUUUAUUAUCUGA
Myiozetetes cayanensis is the source of this 1951-nucleotide messenger RNA. RefSeq names its product fatty-acid amide hydrolase 1-like. Gene Ontology annotation, molecular function: fatty acid amide hydrolase activity; amidase activity. The record is from RefSeq and is a predicted model, not a curated record. Gene Ontology annotation, biological process: fatty acid catabolic process. Lineage: Eukaryota; Metazoa; Chordata; Aves; Passeriformes; Tyrannidae.